GUGUUUAAGUAUUAGUCCGGCCGGACCGACAGCCACAAAUCACAAGCGCCAGAGCCGGACAGCCCAGCGGUCAAGCCUUGGGUCGAGUUUCUUCUUUCCUCUUCCGUCCCCGUUCUCUCUCGUGCUUCCCCACAGUCUCUCUUUGCCAUCCAUUUGCUUCUUCUCCAUCCCCGUGCGGGUGGCCGGCUUUUUCUUCCUCUUUUAUUCUUCUGUCUCGGUCCCUUGCUUUCUCUCUUUCUCUUUCUCUUGCUUUCGAUCGUUUCCCCCGUCGUUUUCCCCCUCUCCGCAUCACACGAUAUGCCCGUAACGCCUCGGGAGUGAUGGCGGCCUCCUUACAGCAAUCCGAGGCAGAGCGAGAGAGAAUUCGGGAUCUUUCUCGGUACUAUUGCACCGUCGGUCGCCCCGCCCUCCGACUGGAAGCCGCUGCAGAGGAGAGUCGCCACGCCGCCGAGGGCGAAGUCCGUCUCUCCUCCGAUAUCACCCUGACGGCCCUGGCUCAGCUGGCUGUCUUUCGCUUUUCCUGUAGCCGCGCCUUCAUCUCCAUCAUCGAUGGCGCCAACCAAUAUCUCAUCGCCGAAGCCACCAAGUCCGUCUCGCUACGGGAUAAGGAUCAGCAUGACCCGGGCGAUGGUAUCUAUCUCGGGGUCCGCACCCUGGACCUGAUCUGGGGGGUCUGCCCCCAUUCCAUCGCCCUGUUCACCGGCCAGGAUCCCUCCAAAGUGGUCGACUCCCCCAAUCUCACUGCCAACACCUCGCGCUUCGUCGUCCGUGACUUCACCCAGGAAGAAUUCUUUCAAAAUCGCCCCUAUGUAGUCGACUGGCCCCAUUUCCGCUUCUACGCCGAGGUGCCCUUGUACAGCCCUGCCGGUCAUGUUCUUGGCUCUUUCUGUGUCAUCGACGAUAAACCUCGCUCCGUCUUUGGGGAUCGCGAAAUCGCUUCCCUCCGCGAGGUCGCCGAUGCCGUCGCCCAGCAUCUCGAGCACGUCCGCAUCUCCCAUUCGCAUCGCCGCGCCGAGAGUCUUGUCAAGGGCUUGACCAGCUUCGUCAAAGACCAUCCUGCCUUCGAUCCGACCGACGUGCCCAGUCCCAGCAACGGAUCCAUGCUGGUCCCCGGCACCCAGCCCGCGCCCCAGGAACCCCUGUCGUUGGCCAAGGAUAACCUCCCGGUGACGCCUAGCCAGUUGCACUCGGCCUCCUCCGAAAUGACCGGCGAUCUGGCCUCCCUGUUCUCCGCUGUGACAUGCUCCGAGCUCACCGCCACCUCCACCUCGGUCAAUGUGCCCGGACCCCGCCCGACCACCGCCGUACCGGCCGACGAACCCCUACCGGCCGAUGUGUCCGAGACACGAGAGCCGAGCGUCGUCGUGUCCGACCACACCGAGUUUCCCUCGGUGUCCGUCAUCGACCGCGAAGCCCGCUCUGAGAGCCUUGGUCGCAUCUUCACCCGCGCCAGUGUCACCCUGCGCGACUCGAUGGACUUGGAUGGAGUCGUGUUCCUGGACGCCAGUCGAUGUAAUGCCGGAGUCAGUGUACGGCCCGGCCAGACCGGGUCUUGGGAGCCCCUGCCCACGACCGCGAAUCCUGAAUUUCUUGCCGAUCCCUAUCCCAGCCCGGUGGACCUCCCCGGGGUGGGGUCCCUGUCCAACAUCUCCGAGAAGCCGUGCGAGGUGCUGGGGAGCGCCCAGCAGCCGUCCGCGGAGGAGGCACACACUGGAAUGCCUGUCACCGAAGCCCUCCUCAACCAAAUGACUGCCGCCUUUCCACAUGGCCAGUUUUUCAACCUACACGAGUGGAUCGACGAAGACAAAGAUCAGCCCCCUGACAUGUUUUCCUCUCAUCUCACGGCGGCUGCGAAGGCCCCGGCGGCAGGGUCUGAAGCUGGGAUCCGGCGCGAGAUCGGCCGUCGACUCCGACAGCACUUGCCAGACGCCUACUGUGUGCUCUUUUACCCAUUGUGGGACUGGAACCGAUCGCGCUGGCUGGCGGGUACACUCGUUUGGACCCACGCCAGUGAUCGCGCGCUGGGUGUGGACGAGCUACAUUAUUUCAAGGUGUUUGGCGACUCGAUCAUUUCAGAGGUUGCCCGCGUCGACUGGGCUAGCACCCAGCAAUCUAAAUCGGAUUUCAUCUCCUCCGUCAGCCAUGAGCUGCGGUCCCCUUUGCACGGCAUCCUGGCCAGUGCAGAAUUGUUGCAGACUACCCCGUUGCAUUCGAGUCAGGCGCAUUGGAUGAACAUGGUCAAGAGUUGCGGUUUGACCCUGCUGGAUACCUUGAACCACUUGCUGGAUUUUGCCAAAAUCAACAACUUGACCACCACCGAAGACUCCAGCCCUGACCCAUCCACCCCUAGUGUGACGAACCUCCUGGCUGUCUUUGACCUGGACGAGCUCAUUGAGGAGGUCACUGAUGUCCAGUACACCGGCCAACGGCUGGCUCAAGCGGUGGCUCCCCUGACAGGGCGCCCCGCGAACCCCCAACCGGCACGAUCCGACGGAGAGCUGACGGUGGUGGUGCGUGUACAGGAGCGCAACACCUGGCGGGUGCAGUCGGUGGCCGGCGCAUGGCGGCGCAUUGUCAUGAACCUGCUGGGCAAUUCCUUAAAGUGGACCAAAUCCGGUUUCGUCGAGGUAUCACUCUCCAAGGCCCGCCGGGAAUCUAACCCGCACUCUGUUCUCGCCCAUCUGUCGGUCACUGACACUGGCGCUGGCAUUGCGCCGGAUUUUCUCCGGCACAAGCUGUUCUCCCCCUUCACGCAGGAAGACACUCUGUCAGAAGGGCUGGGACUAGGUUUCAGUAUCGUUCGCCAGCUGGUCGCUUCGUUGGAUGGUCACAUCGAUGUGCGGAGUGAGGUGGGCGUGGGCACUCAGGUCGACAUCUACAUUCCCGUGCACCCCCAGUCGGACAGCGCAUCGCACGGGUCUCGCCGCUGCAGCCCAGAGGAGCUGGCCUCGCCGGUUCUCCCCAUGGUUGCCUGCCUUGUCGGAUUUGAUGGAUAUCCCAACCCGCGAGAGAUUCCCACGGGCAUUCUCCCGGCAGAGGCCAAGCGCAAGCUGGCCAUCCGCAGCUCGCUGACUUCAGUGCUGUUCCAUCAACCGGGAUGGACGCUAACGCUGGCCGAGUCGCUCGAUCAUGCUAGGGGGGACGUGGCCGUAAUCGAGGAGAGCGAUCUGAGCGCGAUGCCGGGAGGCCAGUCCGCAUUGGAACUGGCGAGGAAGGGAGGAUUCAAGUUCUUCAUCGUCCUUGACAGCAACCAGCCGUCUUCGCAAGUCGAUAUGCUCGCUCCAAACAUGGUCCGAGUGUCUCAGCCAUUCGGUCCGCAAAAGUUCGACAACGCGAUCAAGCGGGUGCAAACUUUGUACCGGGAAUCUCGACUGAACCGUCCUCCAUCGCGGCCCUCGCCGAUGCCGCUGCAACCCUCGCGACCCGCCUCCCCCGAGCUGUCCCAGCGGUCUGCGCCGGACUCGGCCAUGGACUUUGCCUCGCCAUGCCCGCCGCUGGAGGCCCCCCAUUCGCACCCUCCCAGCAAAGCCCCCAAAGACAUCCAUGUCCUCAUUGUAGAUGACAACGACAUCAACCUGAAGAUCUUGGCCACCUUCAUCCGAAAAAUCGGGUGCAGCUACGAUACUGCAUCCAACGGGCUCAUUGCCCUCAACACCUACAAAGCCGCCAGCCGGCGCCACGAUCUCAUCUUGAUGGAUAUCUCGAUGCCAGUGAUGGACGGCAUUGUCUCGACCGAUCAAAUCCGUCGGUACGAGAAGAAAAAUGGACUCAUCCCCUCGCGCAUCAUUGCCGUGACCGGCUUGGGGUCGGCAGACCGACAGCAACAAGCGGUGGCGGCCGGGGUUGAUGAGUACCUGGUGAAGCCCGUGUCUCUGCAUGGGCUGAAAAAAGUGAUGCGAAUUUCAUGAUGACGACCUUUUCACGAUACCUUCCUCCGUCGGUCUGUAUACAUACCCCGUGGUACCUUCUGACCGACCUUGUGAUAUAUUAUUUUUUCCCUAGAUCUUUCAUAGUAGACAAAUGUAUAUACGAAUAUUUGCCUCAACCGGUUGAUUUUCAUUAUUUUACAGCGGCAUACUCAGUCUGGUCAGUUAGUGGGCUUUCAUUUUUGCAACCCAGCGAUCGGUCCUUUUCAGUCUUUCGUCUGCAUAUAAGAUUACACAACUGUUCAUCGUCCAAAUGGAUCUAUGCAAUGGCUUUGGGAUCAGCCAUAUCAACUUCGCCAGAAAUUCAACGAGUGACUCCAGUCAGCCAGCGGGGAGUUCUGAAACGUGGCUCGCCCCAUCCGUGCGCUCUCCACCGAGUCCCG
Molecule: messenger RNA, 4309 nt
Organism: Aspergillus sclerotioniger CBS 115572
Lineage: Eukaryota; Fungi; Ascomycota; Eurotiomycetes; Eurotiales; Aspergillaceae
Product: sensor histidine kinase
Exons: 7
Coding region: 321-3908 (1195 amino acids)
Biological process (GO): protein autophosphorylation; phosphorelay signal transduction system
Molecular function (GO): protein binding; histidine phosphotransfer kinase activity; phosphorelay sensor kinase activity
Source: RefSeq, a predicted model, not a curated record